Molecule: messenger RNA, 1410 nt
Organism: Camelina sativa (false flax)
Lineage: Eukaryota; Viridiplantae; Streptophyta; Magnoliopsida; Brassicales; Brassicaceae
Source: RefSeq, a predicted model, not a curated record
AAAAACGUAACAGAUAACUUUUUUACAAAUACUGUUAGAAAGAAUCUUUCAAAAAUGAAAGGUAAUUAAUACAUUAGUCAUCUACACAAUUGUUUAAUUGGUAAAAUUCUAUUUUAGUAAGAAAAUAUUUGAUUGUGGUGAAUAUCUUGGACUACUAAUUUAGUAAAAACUGUCUUAUUUCAUGUGAAGUCGUACGAGACCACAAAUAUAGACAAUAUAUGUAUAUAGAUGGAGGUAAAGAGACCAAAUCUGGUGCCAAAUCAGUGUCUUAAAUGGUUCAAAUUUCUUUCUUAAUACUCUGCAUUGCAAUGUAAGCACAGGUGUAUGAAUGCAUGUAUAAAUUUUAUAUCUAGAUCCCUAACAUGGUUAAAUAUCAGAAUUGUCAUCGCGUCUCUUCUGAAAAUCUUCUGACUCUCUCUUCAUCGCCGGAAAAAACACCUUUCAUCCGUCGACGCAUAUUCAAGUCACUGGAGACAACAACGCCCACUUUUGUCCCGUGUAAUCUCUUUCGACAACCUUGAUUAAAAGGAUCCAAGUCUCGGCGUGGAAGCUUGCGUCUAAGCUUCAAAAGCCUCCUUCUCAACGCCAAGUCUCCUCGUCAUAACGCUUUAUCUAUUAGAUGGAGAGCAUAACGAAGUGGGACUUGGGAUCACUCCGAACUUAUUACUCCAUUGAACCUUGGGAGAAGUUUCAAGAAGAGGAGGUUCUAGACAUUAGCCUUGUUCCUCAACUUCAAGGGGAGUUAUGGAAGGCUCAAUCGAGAAUCAAAGAGCUCGAGGCCGAAAAGUAUGGAUCGUGUUUCAUAAGAAACCAAAGAUUUGAGAGAGAAAAAACUACUGAUCCAGCUGUUGACUACUUGAAGGAGAAGUUAAGCAAAGAGAGGGAAGAAAUGAAAAGAGCUAAAGCUGAGAAUUCUAGGUUAAAGAAGAAGAUUUUGAAUAUGGAAUCAUCAGUGAAUCGGUUGAGAAGAGAAAGAGAUACAAUGGAGAAAGUGUGCGAGGAACUGGUUACAAGGAUAGAUGAAUUGAAGGCGAAUGCAAGGAGGAUGUGGAACGAGACUGAGGAGGAGAGGGAAAUGUUGCAGAUGGCUGAGAUGUGGAGGGAAGAAAGGGUUAGGGUUAAGUUCACGGAAGCCAAACUUUCCUUGCAAGAAAAAUACGAGGAGAUGGACUUGUAUGUAAAUGAGUUAGAGAAGUGUUUAGAGAUGGCGAAAGAAGUAGGAGGUAUUGAUGAGAUGAGGCUAAGGAGAGGUGAAGGUUUAAUAAAGAUUGCGAGAUCUUUGGAACCUAUAGAUGAUAAGAUUAGAUUCUGAGAGAUUUGAGUUUGUGUCUGAUGGAGAUAUUGUUCAUCAACACUAAUGUAAUGUACUGUUGCAAGAAAAGUAUGAGGAGAUCAAUUUGUUUAAUGUCC